Nerophis lumbriciformis (worm pipefish) is the source of this 3672-nucleotide messenger RNA. Lineage: Eukaryota; Metazoa; Chordata; Actinopteri; Syngnathiformes; Syngnathidae. The record is from RefSeq and is a predicted model, not a curated record.
AUGGCUCUGGACAGCAGACAUAGGGAACUGCUGUUGAACACGCUGAAGGAGCUGGGGGAGAAAGACUUCGAGGAAUUCAGGUUCCACACGGACCUGCCUCUAUGCAUACGUGAAAACGCCUGCCGGGUGUACAUUGCUGAAGAACUGAUAAAGAAGCACGCCGAGAACACUCUGGAUGAGACCGUCAAGAUUCUGGAGAAGAUCGGGAACAACAAUUUGGCCGAGAAGCUACGCAGUGACAUGCUGAAAAUAAAAGGUGCCGUCGUCUCCGUCCAUGAUGAUAAUCAGAUUAACCGAUUGAAGGGGAACCUGCAAGAACACUUGAAGGGUUUAUACAGCUUUGCAUCUGAGGGCACCACUGAGCGCUGGAAGCAGCAGUCUCUGGAGGAUGUCUACACGGAGCUGGACGUCACCUACGGGGCCGACGUCAUCCCCGACGAGCGGCACGAGGUCCUUCAGAUGGAGACCAGUGCCACUGCGGCAAAGGAGUCUAUCCUGCCAUGCGACAUCUUCAAAAGACCUGACGGGAACCGGCGACCGAUACGCACGAUGCUCACCGUCGGGUUUGCAGGAAUAGGAAAAACCUUCCUGAUUCAAAAGUUUGUGUCGGACUGGGCAAGUGGUUGUACCAACCAGGACGUGGACUUCAUAUUUCCUUUCACUUUCCGCGAGUUAAACAUGGAGAAAGGGGAGAGCUUUACGUUGGUCGAGCUGAUCCAAACUUUUGUCUGCGGAGACAGGCACAUGAGCGAGAGACUGAACAAUAUAUUUGUCAACCUGCAAACUUCUGGGAAGCGGGACUUUGAAAGCAGCGGGAUCAAGAUCUUGUUUAUCCUUGACGGACUGGACGAGUGCAACUUCAAAAUCGACUUGAAGAAAGUGAGGAAAGUGGACAUGGACGUGAGGGAAAGCUACCCGCUGGAGGUACUGUUGGCGUAUCUCAUCAAAGGGAACCUGCUUCCGUGCGCCAGGGUUUGGAUCACCACGCGGCCCGCGGCAGCCUGCGAUAUCCCCUCUGACCUCAUAGACAGCAGAACAGAGGUGAGAGGAUUCAGCGAUUCCCGGAAGCUGGAGUACUUCAGGAAAAAGUUCCCAAAUAAGGAGCACGUCGUUGAGCACAUUCAGAAAUCUCGAAAUAUCUUCAUCAUGUGCCACAUUCCAAUCUUCUGCUGGCUCACCGCCACAGUUCUUCAGCAUCAUUUAGACAAAGGGAAGAAGGGAGAGCUUCCCACAACGCUGACUGACAUGUACUCAGCGUUAAUAGGUCACCUACUGGAAAACUCCAAGGAGAGAAAUACAAAUAAGUACAUCCUUGACGUGAAAGCACUCGCAAAGCUGGCCUUUGACCACACCAUGAAUAACUGUCAGAUCUUCUACGAGAAAGACCUGGUGGACAGCGGUUUUGAUUACAGUCAAGCUGCAAAACACUCCGGAAUAUUCACUGAGGUCUUUAAGGAGGUCCCUCCGCUCAGGAGAAAGAAACAGAAGAUGUUUCAGUUCGUUCAUCUGACCAUCCAGGAGUAUAUGGCCGCAUUACACGUGAUGAUUUGCCUUUUUCAUGACAACAACAACAUUCUGGCUGGUUCAGAGCAGGAUUCAGUAUGGAAUAAAAUAUUCAUGACUUAUAAGCAGAGGACAAUCACUAAGGUCCACCAGUCAGCUCUCCAGAAAGCCUCGGAGAGUGAAGGAAACCUGGACCUAUUCCUCCGCUUCCUCUUUGGCCUCUCCUUGCCGUGCAACCAGGAACUCGUGGGGGAACUCCUGAAGGCUCCUCAGGACUGCGGGCAAAGCAAGUCAGAGACAGUCGAGUUGAUCAAGAAAAGGAUCAAACGAAACACUCCAGAGAAGAAUGUCAACUUGUUCUACUGCCUAAACGAGUUGAAGGACGACUCCUUGCUAAAGCAGAUCCAGCAGGAACUAGAUUCAGGAUGUCUGUCCUGGCUUAAAAUGUCAAAUGACAUGUGGUCGGCCCUGGCCUUUUUCUUACUGACAGACGAUGAAACCAUGAAGUCCUUCAAUCUUGCCAGCUUCUCCCAAUCGCCUUUGGGGCUCGAAAAGCUACUGUUGGUGGUCAAGGCUUCUAAAAAAUCAAGUCUAAGUAGAUGUCGCCUGGACAAAGGCAGCUGUCACCUGCUGGCUUCCGUUCUCAGUUCUCCAUCCAACCUGAGACAUCUGAAUCUGGGCUUGAACCAUCUGUCGGACGAGGGGGUGGAGAUUCUCUCAAAAGGACUGGCCAGCCCACACUGUAACUUAGAAGUCCUCUCUCUGGAAAAGUGCAAGAUCACCAGUAAGGGAUGUGUUUCAUUGGCUGAGGCACUGAAGGUAACCCCCUCCCAUCUUCAGGAGCUGGAGCUGAGGUGGAACGAUCUGUCGGAUGAAGGGGUCGAGAUCCUCUCGAAAGGACUGGCCAGCCCACACUGCAUCUUAAAAAUCCUAAAUCUUUUCAACAGCGGGAUCACCCACAAAGGAUGUUUUUCAUUGGCUGAGGCACUGAAGGUAACCCCCGCCCAUCUUGAAGAGCUGGACCUGAGCUACAACGAUCUGUUGGACAAGGGGGUCGAGAUCCUUUCGAAAGGACUGGCCAGCCCACACUGCAUCUUAAAAAUCCUCAAGCUGUACAAGUGCGGGAUCACCAGUAAAGGAUGUGUUUCAUUGGCCGAGGCACUGAAGGUAACCUCCUCCCAUCUUCAAGAACUGGACCUGAAAUACAACGAUCUGUCGGACAAGGGUGUCGAGAUCCUCUCGAAAGGACUGGCCAGCCCAAAUUGCAUCUUAAAAGUUCUCAACCUGUCCAAAUGUGGGAUCACCCAUAAAGGAUGUGUUUCAUUGGCCGAGGCACUCAAGGUAACCCCCUCCCAUCUUCAAGAGCUGGACCUGACCCGGAACAAUCUGUCGGAUGAAGGGGUUGAGAUCCUCUCGAAAGGACUGGCCAGCCCACACUCCAUCUUAAAAAUCCUCAAUCUGGAGCAGUGCGAGAUCACCAGUAAAGGAUGUGUUUCAUUGGCUGAGGCACUGACGGUAACCCCCUCCCAUCUUCAAGAGCUGGACCUGACCAGGAACGAUCUGUCAGACGAAGGGGUUGAGAUCCUCUCGAAAGGACUGGCCAGCCCACAUUGCAUCUUAAAAAUCCUCAAGCUGUCCUACUGUGGGAUCACCAAGUUGAAUCUCAGCAACAACCAAAUAGAGGAAAAACAAAAUAGGGUUUUAUUGGAGAUCAAGGAGGAUCCCAGCUAUAGCCUGAAGACUGUCAAUCUGUCCAAAUGCGAGAUCACCAUUAAAGGAUGUGUGUCUUUGGCCGAGGCUUUCAAGUUAAACCCCUCCCAUCUUCAAAAGUUAUUUCUCAUCAACAAUCGAAUAGAGGAAAAAGAAAAGAGGGUCUUAUUGAGGAUCGAAGAGGAUCCCAGCUAUAGCCUGAAGACUGUCAAAAACUUCCUUCCUGAUGCCUUCAAGAGGGUGCGCUGGCAGCUAAAGAGUUUUGGCUUAGUGGGGGAGCACUGCAAGGAGCCGCGUCAUAUGACGCAUCUAGCACGGCAGGCAAGUGAAAUGAUGCCUCUGGACAACAAGCGUAAGGAGCUGCAGUUGAAAACACUGAUGGAGCUGGGGGAGGACAGCUUGCAGUCCUUCAACAGAUUGAAGUUAUGGUGGAAGGAUGCCUCUGGACACAGAGCGUAA